This is a messenger RNA of Manis javanica (Malayan pangolin), 681 nucleotides long. The record is from RefSeq and is a predicted model, not a curated record. Lineage: Eukaryota; Metazoa; Chordata; Mammalia; Pholidota; Manidae.
AUGCCUCAGGUGACAUCUCUCCAGCCCAAGAGCUUGCUGUUGGCCGUGACCACACCUCAGACAGUCACCACAACCCAAGGGCGCACUGAGGGAGACAAUGCCCUUCCUGACCCUGUCGCCUCCAAAUCAGGAGGAUGGGGAUCCCUGGAGUCAGAGCCUUACCUUCUCCUGGGCUCUGGAGCUUUCCUGUCUGUGCUCCCUGCUCCUCAAUUUACCAUCAUGAAGCUCUUGGCGUUCCUGGGACUGGUGGUGGUUUCCAUGUUCUUGGUCUCUGGCCAGGCUACAACAGCUGCUCCCUCUGACACCUCUACUGCUCACCCCGCCCUCACCAGCACUGCUGCUCCUCGCAUGGCUGCUACCACCACUGCCGCUGCCGCUCCUCGCAUGGCUGCUAUGAGCGCCGCUGUUGCUCCUCACAUGGCUGCUACCACCACUGCCGCUGCCGCUCCUCACAUGGCUGCUACCAGCGCCGCUGCCGCUCCUCGCAUGGCUGCUGCCAUGGCCACCAGGCCUCCUCGCAUGGCUACCACCACUGCCCCUGCCGCUCCUCGCAUGGCUGCUACCAGCGCCGCUGUUGCUCCUCGCAUGGCUGCUGCCACCGCCACUGGGGCUCCUACUACAACUACGUCCACUGCAACCAAAGCUGCUGCUACCGCCCCUUGGUCGGAUUCCAAAGAAUGA